AUGGCUACUGAAGAUGAUAACUUCGAUAUUGACAUCUAUGGCGAUGGUGGUGGCUACAACGCCAAUGAUCAAGGGGACUACAAACCGGAAGAGGGAAAUAAACAGGAGGAUUCGGAGCUGAUCCUUGAUGCCCCUGACCAGACGCAGAGUGGCGCUCCUUCGCAUUCUGACGGCGCUUCCGAGUCCACCGUGAAGAAUGACGGUCCGAACCCCAACGGUGAGCACGUAACACAGUCGACUACCGGCACUCCUCAGCAGCAGCAUACACCCAGCGAGACUCCUGCUCCCCAGCAGGGCGUGAAACGCAAGGAGCACGAUGACCGUCCGUCCGACCCGGACGCGACGCCUGCCUUGCUGGUCUCCGACCUCUUCUGGUGGACUACGGAUGACGACGUCCGAGGCUGGGUGAACGAGGCCGGGUCCGAGGAUGAGCUGAAGGAUGUGACCUUCAGCGAACACAAGGUGAACGGAAAGAGCAAGGGGCAAGUAUUCAUCGAAUUCACCACUCUCCAGGCGUCCACUGCGGUUAAACACAAAAUCGAGUCGUUCGGCGCGUCGGGACGGAAAUAUGCCAUCGUGUACACCAACCCCCAACCGAACCCCUUCCGUACUCUCCCGAAAGAUGCCCCCAUGCGGAAGGACAACCAAGCUCGACAAAUGUCUCAGGGCUUCAACUCGCCCAACCAGAACGCCAACUUCGGAAUGAACAACAUGGGCGGAGGUUUCCGCGGCGGCCGGGGUGGUUACAACAACCGAGGCGGCAUGAACAACAUGGGCGGGAACUUUGGCAACCGCAAUUUCCAGAACCCUAUGGGCGGCGGGUUUCAAAACCCGAUGGUCGGGGGCUUCCAAGGAAACGCCAUGGGGAUGCCGGGCUACGGGUUCAACAACCGGGGCGGCAUGAUGGGUGGCGGGAUGCGCGGCGGCCCUGGAGGCAUGCGCGGCCGCGGCGGUGGCGGUAUGGGCGGACCCAACAUGAUGGGGAUGCCGGCGAUGAACCCGAUGGGAGGCAUGGCGAUGAACCCCAUGGCCGGUGGGAUGGCCCCGAUGAUGGGUGGAAUGGGCGCCAACAUGGCUAUGCCAGGUAAAGGCGGCUUCCAAGCUCCCAAUCCCGGAUUCAACCAAGGCUUCUUCCCCAACCAAGGAGUCGGUGACGGGUCAUGGAACCCUCACGGCGCCAAGCGCAGCCGACAGGAAUGA
Aspergillus candidus is the source of this 1200-nucleotide messenger RNA. RefSeq lists its product as uncharacterized. Gene Ontology annotation, cellular component: mRNA cleavage and polyadenylation specificity factor complex. Gene Ontology annotation, biological process: mRNA alternative polyadenylation. Gene Ontology annotation, molecular function: mRNA binding. The coding region runs from base 1 to 1200 and encodes 399 amino acids. The transcript has 3 exons. The record is from RefSeq and is a predicted model, not a curated record. NCBI's taxonomy places the organism in Eukaryota, Fungi, Ascomycota, Eurotiomycetes, Eurotiales, Aspergillaceae.